AUGAAUCUAUACAAGACGAGAGGCAGCUCCCACAGCUCCCACAGCUCCCACAGCUUCCACAGCUCCUACAGCUCCUACAGCUCCCACAGCUCCCACAGCUCCCACAGCCUCCACAGCCUCCAGAGCUCCCACAGCCUCCACAGUUCCCACAGCUCCCACAGCCUCCACAGUUCCCACAGCUCCCACAGCCUCCACAGCCUCCAGAGCUCCCACAGCCUCCACAGUUCCCACAGCUCACACAGCCUCCACAGCCUCCAGAGCUCCCACAGCCUCCACAGCCUCCAGAGCUCCCACAGCCUCCACAGUUCCUACAGCUCCUACAGCUCCCACAGCCUCCACAGUUCCUACAGUUCCUACAGCUCCCACAGCUUCCACAGUUCCCACAGCCUCCACAGCCUCCAGAGCUCCCACAGCCUCCACAGCCUCCAGAGCUCCCACAGCCUCCACAGUUCCCACAGCUCCCACAGCUUCCACAGCUCCUACAGCUCCUACAGCCUCCACAGCUGCCACAGCUUGCACAGCUCCCACAGCUUCCAUAGCUCCCACAGCUUCCACAGCUCCCACAGCUCCCACAGCCUCCACAGCCGCCAGAGCUCCCACAGCUUCCACAGCUUCCAUAGCUUCCACAGCUUCCACAGCUUCCACAGCUCAGAUUGUUAUUCAAUGUCAAGGUUAUUGUUCAGCUGA
This is a messenger RNA of Salvelinus fontinalis (brook trout), 687 nucleotides long. RefSeq lists its product as uncharacterized. The record is from RefSeq and is a predicted model, not a curated record. Lineage: Eukaryota; Metazoa; Chordata; Actinopteri; Salmoniformes; Salmonidae. The transcript has a single exon. Bases 1 to 687 code for a protein of 228 amino acids.